Phasianus colchicus (ring-necked pheasant) is the source of this 14130-nucleotide messenger RNA. RefSeq names its product nuclear receptor subfamily 3 group C member 2 (gene NR3C2). Gene Ontology annotation, biological process: regulation of DNA-templated transcription. NCBI's taxonomy places the organism in Eukaryota, Metazoa, Chordata, Aves, Galliformes, Phasianidae. Gene Ontology annotation, molecular function: zinc ion binding; DNA-binding transcription factor activity; sequence-specific DNA binding. The record is from RefSeq and is a predicted model, not a curated record.
AGCAAACUGCUACUUUUUUUCCCCUCCCUUUUCCACGAGAUGUGGGUUAAAAUGAGGUCUGGGGUGGUAUUUCUCAAGUUGAUGUGUAAUUCUGUGCUUGCAUUUCAGUUUUUGCUGUUAGAUUUGCUGGUUGUUUGCUGUAGUUUGCUAUGGAUUUAAUAAAACCAAGUGCUUGCUUUAAUAUUUAAAAAGAGCAUAUUAUAUUCUAUUGGUAUUAGAUUUGAAAGUGUCGCUUUAUUAUGUUCGUGAGCUCUUACUACUACAAACGUUGUCUUUCCCUUAAUGAAAGGUUAGUAAAAUUGCUCUUGUGUGUCCGAUAAAGGGUAUUCUUCCUUAGCUGGUGCUCAAAUGUGUUGUAACUCAGGUGAAAUGUUGAGGUGAGGAUAAGGCGGUAAUGUCAGGAAUCCAUUUCUGUAGAGAUGCGUGGCUCUAAUUUUGCACUGGGCUACAACUGGUUAAAUUUGAAAACUAAACCUUACAAGCCUGUGGCAACAUAUUAUUUCUGUAUUGUAACUGUAGGAACAUUUGGUUUGUAUAUAUAGAAAAAUGCCUCCAGAAGGAGGAGGGCUGUUAAAACUUGACGCAUUUGAAAGGGAAAAAUGGAUGAACUGAUCUCCUAACUUUUGGUGAGAGAAAUAUGCAAGUGUCCUAAGCGUCUGUAUUGGCCAGUCCAUGGAAGUGCAUGCUUCUUCCACAAACAGGUGUUCGUGUGUUUUAUGAAGGACGCUUACUUACAUAAGCUGUCCAGUUACAUAGUCAGUUUUACAAAUUAUUAAAUGCAUCUGGCAAUGUGACUGAGUUAGAGUAGCUACAAAGCCUCCUCAUCUGUCAAACUGGCUGACCCCAGGUUUAUGCUAUCAGCAAAAUAGCUGAUAACAGAAUUUGCAUUUACCUGUCUAAAGCUGCUCUUUUCCUCAUCAAAAGAUGCACAGCUUCUACCGUAUCCUUGGAUUGGAGUGAAGAAAAUGUGUACUUUUCUCAAUGCUUGUAUGACUCAAAAUAUUUCUGGAAAACAGUGGUCUUCCAAUGAAAGACAUAAUGGCUAAACUAACUGUGCUUUUGAGAAAGGAAGACAAUCUGUGGACCUAGAGUUUGGGGGGGGGGGGGGAGGGAGGAAACACUAAAUACUUGCAUUUUAUUCUCAGACCCGUCCAGUACCUCUGCAGUCUAUUUGAAUAUUUGGAACUCCGUACUUGACUUUUUCUUUGUCUAUUUCAAAUAUUGUUUGUAGAGAGCGCACUUUUUUUUUUUUUUUUAAUACAUCUUGCUCAUAUUGAAAAGUCUGUACCCCACCUUCUUGCUGAACUUUGCACAUAGCUGUAUGUUUGUCAUCAUCUGUGCUUGGAUCAAAUGUACUUCCUGGAUCAAAGGAGAUGAAGUUACUGUCUCCUAGUUAUUUUGCCAGAUGAAUGUUCAUAAAAUGCAUUGUUUACACAUCGGGAAAAGUUCACCAGAAGAGUGAUAGGCUGUCUGCAAACAAAGACCCAAUACUUACUUUCCUUUGUGUUUGAGCACUGUUACUUGGGAGCCGGCUCCUGCGGCCCGUAAGAGCUCUUGUGAGAGUAAGUGCUGCUCACAUUGAGUCAAGGCUGUCAUUUGCUGCAGGAUGUGAUCCGCUGAGCAGUAAACAGGGAAAUGCUGUUCAGGAGCGUGGUCAUCCAUAGUUAUGUUUUUAGGACAGUUUUGCUUAAGGCUUUUGAGGGAGUAUCUUCUGAUCUGACGUUAUUCCGUGGUAGCUCUUCUUACCUGUGCCUCUAGACCCAUAAAUGAAUCAUCUGUCAUCAGGGGUGAUGUGACUGUGCUUUCCUUUGUUUUCUAAGCUGAUAUCUUAGUAAGGUAUGUAUCUGAGUGUAGCUGUUGCUUUGCAUGAUUGAAAUUCUGACGCUUUUACCUCUCAGAGCAAUUAUGCACGUGCGAAAUUCUGUUUAGGUGGUAGAGAUCUGCAAGGUUGCAACACUUCAGACAUCCUGAUCUGUGUUUCAGAUUAGGACACAUGUCAUCAUUUCAAAUCUCUAUCUCAGCCUCAUUAUUUAACUAAAUGUUACUGUUAAUCUGUCUGGCAAUGACUUUGUGCUAACAGAUGCAGCAGGGGACCUGUGCGAAGGCCUUUCAAGUUUCAAAAUAAAUUAAUGUAGAGGUCAUCUUAGCAGUACAGAUUUGAAUGCAUAGAUGCCCAUACAGAUAUUUGUCUACUGAUGAGACAAAUCAAAGACUUGUAAAAGCUCACUCUUCCUAAUGAGCCUCAAAUCCAUCUUCACCUUUAUCCUCGAUUCCUGUGCCACGUUCCAGCUAAAGCAGAGAAAAUAAUGAUUAUAUUUGUUCAUCUUCCAAAGCACUGUAAUAAAACAUAGUUUAAAGCCAUGUCCCAAAGGGUAUUCCAUUUUUCCUAUGUCAAGAGGGUGUUGGAAUGACAAAAUCUCUCCUCCUUCAUGUUGUUAAAACGUGAUUAACCCUUCAUAGCUUGUGGUACAAAGUUCCUGGUGUUUUAAGUCUUCCAUUUUGUCUUUAUUUUUCCUGAAGUAUAUUUAUUUUGCAUUAUAAGCUGCCAUAAGAAAAGACUAAAAUGAAGGUAAGAAAGAGGCUACAUGAUUCUUUGAAGUUGGUAGAUAAUCUGCAUUGAGUGGAUCUUGUUUUGACAGCAUUAUGAUCUGAACUUCAAUACUGUACCCUCUUUGAUAUGCUGCUUACAUUGUGGAAAGGACUGGGUGACCAGGAGCGAAGGCGGCUUUUCACAUUGAGAAUGUUUAGAAUGUUCUUAGAAGUGAUUUUCUUUUCCUAUUAAAAUACCACCUUUUAUUAAAUUGGUGCUUUCUUGAGUCAGUUACAAUUGCUGGCAGUAUCAAAUAAGCAUAGGUUAGGCAUGUGAAAUACUUUGCUGUCUUAUUGACCAAGUGCCCACUGUCAACUGCAACAUUCUCUUUUUUAGUUAUUUUUAUUUGAUAAUGGGCAGUUACGGUUAUCUUUAAAGUGGAUGGUGGGAACUUUGUUUCCAAGAUUACAAUCUGCAGGAUUUGAGGAAGGCGAGCUUCUUAAGUGAAAAAACAUGUUUGCCUAUUUCCUUUGAAAUGCUGUUUCUGUUAAUAUGCAUGCAGAACAUACCUUUGAAAGAUUGAGCAUGCAUUAUUUUUAAUAGAGGGUGAAUCAUGCGUGUGCGUCUGUGUGUAGACCUCCCCCCCUUCAAUGAAUGACAUUGCUAAGAAAUAGCAGAUUUUAAACAAAUAAUAGCAAAGUGGGCUUGGAAAAUAAGGUAUGUGAGGUGGAGUGAUGUCAUCGACGGAAAUCUGCUUUAAGGUGAUUGCUCAUCUGAAUCGGGGUAUGAGCCUAAGACUCAUGAUCGUGCCAAUUAUGUAAUUUUCAAAAUGGCCUAGGAAAAUGUCAGGGUUGCUUGAAACAACAGUAAAAAUUGAGGAGGAUGACCUUUCUGCUGUGUUAGCUCUUACCUAAAGCUUUUUCUGCAAAUGCGCCUUUUCCUUCUAAUUUCCAUGUUAACUCUUGUACGUACAUGUGCAUACUCGCUGUUCUCAGCAGUUGUGGUGGAAACAAAGGGCUGAUGUGCCUACUGUGCAUUCUUCCAAACAGUUGCAAUUGGAUAGUUUUCAAAUUUGGCUAAAAGUCAGACUAUUUGGUUCCAUUACCCGGUAGCACUUCCUUGCGUUGCCUUGCCAAGUGUUUCCCCCAAAGCUGCUUUCUUCCCAGGCUGGGAACAGGUGCAAAGUUGCUCCCAAAGGAAGAGAAGACCCCUGGGGAUGGCACAUCUCCAUGCCAUAGAGGUCUGGGGUAAAGAUCCAUGUGCAGACUUUUUCCCUGUGUGGAUGAUGAUGAAUAGAUGCAGGUGUUGCUUGCUGUGACAGGUGACAGAAAAAAAGGACUCAGAUGCAGUUCUAGUUUCCCAUGAUUCGGCAGCAGUUUUGCUCAAAACUUUUCCAAACUUUCAGAUUGUAUUUUUUUUUUUUCUUUCCCCAGUGACUGUAAGGAGUGUUGUACCAACUGCUGAGCUGGUGUGUGGUUUGCUUGUGCAUCUAUUAUUUUUAAUGUUAAAAAAAUCUCCUUUUCCCCCUUGAUUUUGAUUUAGAAACUAAACAAUACCCUCAAACCUGUUUUUCUAUGAUGACGAUGCGUAACUGCAUGUCUUAGAUUGUAAACACAUCAAAGAGUUGGAUUGAAUGUACAAAUUUAAGCAUGUGAAUAUCUGUUCUUUUGGAGAGUGGGUAGCCUUAAAGGAAUUUAAGGUACAAAAGGUUCCUAAAUAGUUCUUUCUGUUUGCUAGUGUAUGGUGGUGAGUUGUGAAGCGGUAUCAUUUCAGCAAAGUUUCCCUGGCUGUGUGGGAUGAAUUCACAAAGUUACAACAUGUUGCUAUCAUUAAAUAAGUUUACUAUUACAAUGAAAGUUAUUUCUACCUACUGGUAAUUACAUUUUAAUUGUUUACUGGCUGAGGAAAUUCCAAAACAUUUCAUCAUCAUGUUUUAGAGUCUAAUGUAGGUAUGCUAAAAUUGCUUGAAAGGCGCUCAUUCACUUCUUAGGUUUUAUGGUCAAGUCAACAGUGUUUAGGGACUUCUGAUACCUGUCUGUUCCCGAGCAAUUUGCAUAAAUCAGGACAUUGCUUUGAUGUGCAGCCCAGAACCUGCAGGCUGAACUGGGUGGUAGAUCCCAGCUUCCCGGAGCACCGGGUGCAUGAAGGUUGUCCCUGUCCGUCCUUCUGACCCUGCUCAUAGCAGUCCCCCCUCUCCAAAAAAUGCUGAUAACAACAACAACAUGGGCUUCAUUUAUGGGUAACCCUCCCUGAAGUGAAUGGGUGAUCUGGUUUAAAAUAUGAUUUCAGGCUAUUGCAAUUAUUUUCUGUCAAUAACGUUGUGUUAAAAAUUAUCUAGAAUCGUUGCUUAUCUGAAUGAUACCUGCCAGGGAGAUAAAGGUCUGGUAAAUAUUAUUUUUAGAAUUUAUGAUUGACCUUCACCUCUGUUUGUUUUUUUAUGGACUUCAUAUGAAGAAGGCCAAGUUGUUUAAAAUAUUCUCUGUGCUUUGGUGGGAUUGUUUUCCCCAUUAGUUUCCCAUAAGUUCACUGUUGAAAAGGUUGGACAGCAAUUCUUAUGUUGUACACUAUAGCCUUAAAUUUGUACUUUUUUUUUCUCAAUUUGGAAAUUAAUAUGUGAAAUUACAUGUGAAACUACAAAAAACAAGUGUACUUUUUAAUGUUUCUGGAUAUCAUCUUGAUCUGUAACAGGAACCUCAAGGUGUGUUUUUAUUUCUCACUUUGAAGAUUAUCAGCCUGCAUUAAUGCAUGGAGCUAGAAGGUCCAAAGGUUUUCCUUGGCAUACCAGCAUGCAUUUCACAGCCUUGUACUUCUUAGUUUUGCUUAAUGUUGUUUUGUUGAGGGUGCUCUGUUUUGUUCUGCUAAUUUGAUUGGGGUAUUGAAAAUCUCUAUAAACAAAAAGGUUCCUACUGAUGCUUAAUUUUUUUUCCUUUAAAUUACACGUGAAAAUUGACUCCUAUGAGACAGAGGUCCUCCUUGCUGGAAAACGCAUUCCAUGAACAAGUGGAGCUUUGAAAUCUGUGGAAAUAGAGCUCCUUUCUCAAUCCCUGUACCUGUAUCUGGGGAUUGUUUUUUUUCUUUGUGUGGAAGCGUAAGUCAUAUUGUGUGGCACUGAAGCAUUUAUGCGGCCAGUUGAUAUUGUUAAACUGUAUGAAAUUUGGCUGUUACAAAUUGGCUUGCCAUAGUUUAUUUUGAUAAUAGCCAGUAACUGUUUCCUAGCUUUUAUAUCAUGUGGUGAUACAGAAUCUCACUGUGAUACCUUUGUCUGACUGUUCUCUGGAAUAGGGAAGUCAGGCUCAUCUUAGUGCAAGGAUUUUAAAAUAAGCAGAAGAAAUUUUGAUUAUCCAUAUUUUGACAGUAUGGAUUCAUUCCCCUUAAUGAGGACAGGAAGACACUGAUGUCUGAAAUAUGUACCGUGCAGAAAUGUUCCCAUUCUAUUUUAUGGGAUGUGCGUGGCAGUUAUGCAAGUGAGAGUCCAUAUGGAUUGUUGCAGGGAUAUCAGUAAUCAUGCAGUACUCCUGUUAUCUGCACAGGGAGUAAAUUGUUAAGUUCUGAUUUGAUAACUUGUCCUUAUUCAACAAGCACUUAGCAUUAAUGGAACCUAAACGUGCUCUCAAGUGCUCUGCCCGGUUGACUCAGAUUGUAUUGGUGCUUUAUUGAACUGCAGCUUGCGUAGAGAUUGCUGUUGGAUGCUGUCUGCAGUUGACCAAUAUAUUGUUUUCAGUGAUGAAACGUGCUGUUGGGCAAUGCCCUGGAGUCUGGUUUGACACUGUUUCUGCCAUUGGUUUGGGUGUGUUGUAGGUGUUAUGUGUGAGAGCCAGAUCGGCUUCCUGAUCCACUUCACUCUGAAGGUCUACUUAGUUUUUAACUGGCCACCAGUGCUGCUCUGUGAGCAGUGUGGGCACGAGAGCAAACUGAAGGGAUGGAGAGGUAAAAGUGCCUCUGAAAUAUCACAGGUGUGUGUUGCUGCUCAAUGUAUCAUCAAGCUGUAGUCUAAGCAGCUGUAUUUUCAGGGUAUACUUUUCAAAGACAGCUUCUAUUUUCUAACUGUAGGUGUCUGUAUGUAUUAACAUGUUUGAACAUAGUUGUGGAAGCUGGAGUUAAUAACGGACUGAUUUCAAUCAAAAUCCCUCAGGGAACAGUGGAGUGCUGUGAUUUCAGAUUUAAGCUCUGAGAGGUCAGAAAAUACUGUGGUUUACGAUGAACAUAAGACCUUGACUUGUUCUCCGGCAAAUACAUUUGACAAUGUGGUCUGUACAAGAGUGAUAAAAAGGUGUGUGAAAAGCAAGUAUUAAGUACGUCUGAGUUUAGUAAUUUUAUCCCUGCACUCACAUGCAGCCGGUUGCUACUCAGUGCUUGGUGCUCAGCAUGUGAAUUACCUUACUUCAGCUGAGCUGCAGUCUCUUCCAGGUGAAAGAGAUCAGUGGAGAAAAAAUGAGAACUACUUCAAUUGCACGCAGCUGCCCAAGUGGCUGCAGCAGUUGCUGGGCAUGUUUGAAUGUGUAAACAUGUCAUCCUCCUCCCCCUCCCCCCCACCCCCUUUAAUUACCGUGCUGCCCUGGUAGUGCAUGGUCCUUGAGGUCACUGCUCACUGGAGCUGCAUUGCAGUUUCCUUCUUCCUUUUCCUGCUGGAGAUGCCUCGCUUUUGCUGCUGGAGGAGACACGCUGACCUUGGUGGAAGCUCUUCAUUGAGAAGUGUAUCAUCUGGUUCUUCGAGGCCUUCCAAAGUGUGUUUGGUAUGUGGAGAUGAGGCAUCUGGAUGUCAUUACGGUGUAGUUACAUGUGGCAGCUGUAAAGUUUUCUUCAAGAGAGCAGUAGAAGGACAGCAUAAUUAUCUGUGUGCGGGAAGGAAUGACUGCAUAAUUGAUAAGAUUCGGAGGAAGAACUGCCCAGCCUGUCGAUUACAGAAAUGUCUGCAAGCUGGAAUGAAUCUAGGAGCCCGGAAGUCCAAAAAAUUGGGCAAAUUGAAAGGGAUGCACGAGGAACAGCCACAGCAGCGGCAGCAGCCGCCACCCCAAAGCCCUGAGGAAGGGACGACGUACAUCGCUCCAGUAACUGAGCCCCCUGUAAACACAGCACUUGUCCCCCACAUGUCUGCCAUCUCACCAGCACUUACUCCCUCUCCUGUUAAGAUCCUUGAAAGCAUUGAACCAGAGAUCGUGUACGCAGGAUACGACAGCUCAAAACCAGACACAGCCGAGUACCUGCUUUCCACCUUAAACCGCCUGGCCGGCAAGCAGAUGAUUCAGGUGGUAAAGUGGGCAAAGAUACUUCCAGGAUUUAGAAACUUGCCUCUCGAGGACCAAAUUACUUUAAUUCAGUAUUCGUGGAUGUGUCUGUCAUCGUUUGCCUUGAGUUGGAGAUCAUACAAACAUACAAACAGCCAGUUCCUCUACUUUGCUCCAGACUUGAUUUUUGAUGAGGAACGGAUGCGCCAGUCUGCAAUGUUUGAACUGUGCCAGGGGAUGCAUCAGAUCAGUCUGCAGUUUGUUCGCUUGCAGCUCAGCUUUGAGGAGUACACCAUCAUGAAAGUUUUGCUGCUGCUGAGUACAGUUCCCAAGGAUGGUCUCAAAAGCCAAGCUGCAUUUGAAGAAAUGAGGGCAAAUUACAUUAAAGAACUAAAGAAGAUGGUAACUAAAUGUCCAAGUAACUCUGGGCAAAGCUGGCAGAGAUUCUACCAACUGACUAAACUUCUUGACUCCAUGCAUGAUCUUGUUAGUGACUUAUUGGAAUUCUGUUUCUACACCUUCCGAGAGUCUCAGGCACUGAAAGUAGAGUUUCCAGCCAUGCUGGUGGAAAUCAUCAGUGACCAGCUACCAAAGGUGGAAUCUGGGAAUGCCAAGCCCCUGUACUUUCACAGGAAGUGAUAGAAAAUGUCUUAAAUGGAAGAACUUUGCCUUAAGUUUCCCUGUGUUAUUCCACACCCAUGAAGGACCCAAGAAACCAUAUUUUAAACAUGCUAUUUACACUUGUUCUGCAGUCUCUGAAUAGUUUAAAAUCAUAUGAAGGGUUUGGGGAAUGGAAAACAGUUGACUUGGAUUUGGCAAGACCUAGAUGUUUGGAAAUUACCCCAUAACCCUAAAACACUUAGAAAAUGUUCCUGUUCCUCUGGAUGAAAAGCCAUAUCUAGUCAAUAACUCUUUGAUUUUGAUAUUUUAACAGAUGGAGUUUUAAAUAUGCCAUGUAGUUUCUGGUAUCGUUUGCUUGUUUUAAAAGGGUUCAAGAACUAAUGAGAACUUUUUAAAGCUUACCCUUGGUUUGCACAUAAAACGUAAAGUCAAUAUGGGGCAUUAAUAUUCUUUUCUUGUAAAAAAAACAAAAAACAAAAAACAAAAACUCUAUAUAUACACAUAUAUACACACACACAAAAAAAAAACCCUACUGUGUAAAGUAAUAACAGAACAUUUGGUGUGGAAUACUCUGUUAUCCCCACCUGUGGCAUUUGUUAUCCCAUGUUAUCCCACCCUAGAUGAUAUACACUGUGUUAAGUGUCCAUUUACUAUUUAAUUAAGAAGGAUAAGAUGUGAAAACAAAUGCCCUGGUAUCAAUUUAUAGUAUCUAUUGUGCUGGCUUUACAAAUAAUUUUUUGCAGUCUUUUGCUGUACUGUACAUUGCUGUAUGUAUAAAUUGUGAAGGACCUGAAAUAAGGUGUAAGGAACUUUUGUAAAUGAGACAAACAAAUCUUUAAUGGUUAAUAGGAUGAAUGGGAAAGUAUUUUUGAAAGAACUCUAUUUUGCUGGAGACUAUUUAAGUACUAUCUUUGUCUAAACAAACAAGGUAAUUUUUUUGUAAAGUGAAAUGUUCUGCAUGCAUAAUGAACCGUUUACAGUGUAUUUAAGAAAGGGAAAGCUGUGCCUUUUUUAGCAUCAUAUCUAAUUUACCAUCCUAUAGUAUCUGUUGUAAAUAACCACACUUAACCUUUUCAGUUGUAUUUAAGCCUUUCUAUUUUCCUCCAUAUUUUUCUCUCUUUUGUCUCGCUUGCAAGUGUACGUGAUGAGCACAUCUUGGAAAUCCUGCUUCAUGUUUCUGUAGGAAACGACACUUUUUUGUGUUUGCCACUUACGAAGGUUUCAUUUAACAAGACAAAUUACAGUCUCUCCAAAGCUUUUGCCAGCGUAAUGAUAGCGUGAGUUCCUGCCCUCUACUCCCUUUGUCUCCCAGGGGAGGAGAGGCAGAUAAGCCAUUGAAUGAUUUGCUAUUUUUAAUUAAUGUUUCCCAAAUUGUGUUGUUUUUGUUUUUUUUUCCUUCGAAUACUGGAUACAUGAAACAUCUUUGAAGGUCAGAUUAUUAUUUCAGAUUGAGGAGAACGGUUUCUGAUUAUGAGGAAGGGAACAUGCAGAUCAUGACAGUAAGUACCAGCAAGAGGGAUGGCAAGGUACCGAGAUGGGCAGAUUAGCAGAGUAGAAUUUUUAGUGGUAAACUCAGAGCGCGUUUAAUUUUGUAUGAAUUUUUGUAAUAAUCAGAACACACGGAAAACUGUUGACGCUACAAGUUCAGCUCAGUCUGAUUUUGUCUCAAAAUGUUUUCUCUAGAACGAGACUGUGAACAAAACCUUUUUGAGGUGAUUUACACUAUAUUUCACAAUUUAUAAACGAAUACAAAAUUUUGGUGUAGAAUAGAGGACAGAUGAACUUUUCUGAGGCUCAACUGUUGCUACCAUAUGCUAAUUUAAAUAGAAUAGUUUUUUCUGAGUCCUAAUCUGUAGUGUUCUCUCUGGGUGACACUGAUGUUUUUGAGCUAUGAUUUGUCCCUUGACCAGUCAGAAUGUAGCAUUUCUUUGAAACAGUGGUCCAAUAGGAGUUUCGUACCCUUUCUGAUUCCAAAUUUUGAGGUGUGCUUUGGUGCACUGAAGACAGUCAGUGCUACUUGUCUUUUUAAAUGACACCUGCCUUAUGCAAUGGGUAAACUGUAAAGACUGUAUUCAGAGAGGUUUUUUAUAUAUAAAUAUAUACAUACAUAUAUUAUUUGCAUUUUGGAAGUCUAAUUCAUAGGCAGAUCUUUAAAUACUGACCUGCACAGCAAUAUGAAAGCCAAACUUCCAGCGUGAGAUACACAGCAUGCAGACUGGUUGUUUACAGUAAAGAAACAGUCAUACAUUCAUCUUUUCACCUUUUUUUUUUUUUUUAAUUAAUUUUUUGAGUCUAAAAUAGAAAAUUUCAAAGCCAGGUUCUGGGUGAAUACAGUCUGCAGCAGCUUUUUAUAUUAACAAAGUUACUGCCUCCUUUUCUGUCUCAGAGUAACUUUGCUUGAUUAAAAUAGCAAAGCCAUAUUCUACACUUCACUGUUAAAUGCCUGUCCCAGUCCAAAUUGUUGUCUGUUUGCUCCUAUUUUUGUACCUUAUUACUUUUAAUCUUGGUUUGGUACAAUUCAUAAUUCACAGAAACUUCAUAUAAUUAAACACACUAAAUUAGUUUUAAAAAGCAAUUUAUAUCUUUAUGCAAAAACGUAUGUCUGUCUUUGCAAACAACUGUAAGCAGAUUAUAAUAAAUCCUUUACUUUAAUCACCUGUUGUUUAUGAAACCAUUCAUUGAUUAUUAUUUUUUGCUAGAGCUCAUUGAAGUAAUAGAUACAAUUGGAUAUAGAUGUUGUAAGAGGCAGUAUUCUCUUAUCAAGGACACAAGCAGAAUAGCCAUCCCUUUUUUUUUGUUAUCUAAACCUGCGUACAGCAGGAAACAAAACCUUUGGUUUUCAGCUACCACAAAGUUAUGUUAUUUUGAAUUUGUUUAGAAUGAAAUAGGCAUUUGUCUCCUGCAAAAUACAAGACAAACGAAAACAUCCUUUAAGAGUGGGCUUCUGUUCACUGAGCUAAAUUAUUUUGUUGUAAGAAAGGACGGGGAUAUACAGCAAGAGCAUUGUAUACGCAGUUAAAAAUGUAAAAUAGUGUCAAUGUACUGCAGUGGGUAUUUCAGGAAUACUACACACCGUGCAACCGACAGGUUGCACAAAGUAAAAUAGACUAAAGUUUGCAGUAGCAAAAUCUUAUUAAAACGAUACUUUACAAUCAAUAAUGCAAAAAGCUAAUUCACAGGGUGGUGUUUUUCACUGACUUGUUUAAGCAUUUAUGAAAUUAAACAAUUCUACAGUUAAUGCACUUUUAAUUGUUUAUUAAAGAUUUGACUUUCUUUUUUUAGAGCAAUGUUUUCAGCUGGAGGUCAAUGACUUGAUAAGAUAGACAGCAAGCAAUUCUGAGGCCAGGAAGCUCAGAGGAAUGUUUAAGCACUCUUGGAGUUUAACUAGAUUCCUGGAUGGAAAAAUACAAGCAGCCAGCAGUAUGGUGUAAACAGUAACAUCUAUGCAUAAUGAUGCAUUUAUAAUUAGGGGUUUGCUUCUGUAUGUUUAAAGCUUUUUAAAUAAAUAGAAAAUAUUGUUUGGUCUUUAUGUUAAUGUCUGCAAGUACCUAUUUUUCUUUUUUUUUUUUUUUUAUACAAAUUGUACAAAUGUACAUGAAUUAAACUGGUUUGAUUGCAAGUACUUCUUGCAUUUUAAUCUCAGAUAGCUGCUGGUGCAGUGAUAACCUUAGAAAGAAGCUUCUGCGCAUUUGGAAACAAUAUCAAACAACACAGUAACUAACAUUGCAAUCUAACAUCUGUCUUCAUCCACCUAGCCAUUUGCAUUUAGCCAGCUCUGUCUAUUUCAGCCAGACAGUGGCUGUGUUCAGGGUAUAAUAAGAAAUGUUCAACUUUGAGGAGUUUUGUUCCCUUAAUUAAUUGGGGUCUUUGUGUUUCCCAAGGAAUAAGUGGUGACACUGACACAUUCUACUCAACAAAGCAAACCCUGCAACCUUCAAUAGCUGGGCAAGCCUGGCGUCCAGCUUGAGCUAUCCUAGGGCUGCUGUCCCCACUGACCAGUUGUUUUUUUCCUUUGUGGAAAUAGGGAGUCACUGUUCUACAUACACAGGCUUUCUCAAGUUAAUAAACAGCCUUCUCAAGAGUUGAGCCUCUUCCAAUUAUGCUAAGAAAUUCAGAAGGGGAAACACAGCUCUUGCUAUGCUGGUUUGUUCUGUGCUCCCCUACAUAUUUAUCACAGAGUUCAGCAUGAAGCUCGGGCUGCAAUGCAAGAUCACCAUUUAACUGCACUUUGCUUUUUGUUUCUUUUAAUAGUAACAAGUCGUGCAAACUUUCUAUUGCCAAAAAUCCUUGCACCUGCCUUCUGUUUGCUGAAUUGUCAGAAAAAUUGCCCAUCUGCUUGGAAGCAGAUGUAUCUGUCAUAUGCUGUUCUAGAAAUAAGAAAAUGCUAUCGCUACUUAAAAACAAAACAAAACUUUUUCUCUGACCUCAAGCUGGGACACUGCUUUCUCUCAGGUAUCUACAGGGAACAGGACUUCAUGUUAAGUACAAUGGUAUUGCUAAGAUAGAAAGUAGUGAAAAAUACCCUUUCAUUUCAAAGAUGUUUGAUAGUUAAAACAUGCCAUCCGGCAGAGUGUUAAAACAUGUUAACUACAGAUAUCAGUAGAAUUAGAUUAUUUUUUUGGUGCUUACCUGAGGUUACUGCAAGUGCAGAUGAAGGCACGUGGAUGAAUUCUGCUGGUGAGAACUUUGUCUGAGGCAUAUUGAACCAACAAGGUGCGACUCCAAGGAAGGCUUCCCAAUUACCCUGUGUAUGGCUCUGGCGUGUUUACAGGCUGCACAAACCUUCUGUCAGCAGUGGAUGGAAUUUGCUCAUUUAAUUCAAAACCAGGUAAGAAUUGCGAAAUGGUUAAAGGAAAGAAAUGAAGGAACAGAACAAUGAAAUUGCAAAUUUCUCCCUGAGAUUUUUCUAUGAUGCAAUUAAUUACAAAGGCUCAGCUAGCAAAAAUUGUAAGCAAUGUAGCAGAACUGCUUGUUUUCAUUACAGGGCAGAUACAGCAGUCAUAAGAUUUUUCUCUCAACGCAAUGAAGGACUGGGCACCAGCAGGAAACCUGCCACGACCAUCAGGGAGGACAAUGGUUAACAACACUCAGCAGCCUGAAAGCCCCAGAGAGAACAGCAAAGUGAAAGUGCCGCCCAGCAAAGGAGGAGAGCCGAAUGCUGGCCAGUGAGUAAUACAUAUUGCACAUUCCUACUUAGCCCAAGUGGGCUGGAGGCUCAGCUUUUCCAUCAAUUAUUCCGCAAGCACAUGUUAGACUUCAGUCCCCCGUGGAGGGUUUCAAUCUCUGUUCCCAAAGAGAGGGCAAAGAAAACGUCACUCUGCAUAAAAAGCACAGAACAGCUGAUUCCUAAAUCGCCCUCCCCCAUUUGCAGCCUGCGUCAGGCGUUUGCUUCAGGGAAUCUCAGAUUUUGAAAACAGAGUCAUACAUGCCACUGUGCACAGCGCAUUGCAAGGGCGGGGAAACCCUGCCUGCGGAUUAAGCUCAAACCGUACCCACAGCUGGGAUGUGAGAACAGCUCCCUGGGAGAGGACUGAGCCCAGAAGUGCUGAGCAGCGCUGCUGCUGCCAGGCUAGAGCCAGCCAGCCCUUCAUCUGGCUUUCCUCAUAGCUGAUUUCCUGCCUCCCGUCUUGCUUCAGGUUAACGCUACGCUUCCCAGACUGUGGAAAAGAAAGAUGGGAGACAUAGUAUGAGACGUAUCUUUAGGAAAGAUGCCCAGAGAGGUUGUGGAUGCCCUGUCCCUGGAGGCGUUCAAGG